Trichophyton rubrum CBS 118892 is the source of this 1976-nucleotide messenger RNA. RefSeq lists its product as uncharacterized. Bases 31 to 966 code for a protein of 311 amino acids. The transcript has 3 exons. Gene Ontology annotation, biological process: oxaloacetate metabolic process. The record is from RefSeq and is a predicted model, not a curated record. NCBI's taxonomy places the organism in Eukaryota, Fungi, Ascomycota, Eurotiomycetes, Onygenales, Arthrodermataceae. Gene Ontology annotation, molecular function: magnesium ion binding; catalytic activity.
AAUUGCGCAGCAGCAGUCAAGGCCAGCACCAUGGCCACCAAGAGCGCCCUCAGACGGGCCCUGCUCUACGUCCCCGGCUCGUCCCAGCGCAUGCUCGACAAGUCCCGGAUGCUCUCCGUCGACUGCAUCGCCUACGACCUCGAGGACAGCGUCACCCCUUCGAAGAAAGCAGAAGCCCGUCGCCUGGUGCGCGCCGCUCUCGACCUGCCUUCGCCCGCCGGCGUCAAGGAGCGGGCCGUACGCAUCAACUCUGUCGGCAGCGGGCUGGCCCUCGCCGACCUGACCGAAGUGCUCAAAUCUCCCAACCUCUCGACGCUGGUAGUCCCCAAAGUCGACUCUGCUUCAGACCUCACCUUCAUAUCGGACGUGAUAUCCCAUACGCUCUCCUCGGCAGAGCAGAUAUCAAUACUGGCUCUGGUGGAAAGCGCAAAGUCAAUAACCAAUCUCUCGCAAAUAUGCACCGCCACGCCCCUCCUGUCCGGCCUGAUCUUCGCCGCCGAAGACUUCGCGCUUGAUCUGAGCAUAACCCGUACCCCGUCGCUGAGUGAAUUCCUCUAUGCAAGGAGCGCCAUAGUCACGGCUGCCAGAGCCCAUGAGCUACCCUCUGCAAUUGACCUGGUCUGCACAUCGUACAAGCAAGACGGUGGAGGUAUGUCGGUGCUAGAAGAGGAGUGUCGAUCCGGCAAGAGGCUGGGGUUCAAUGGGAAGCAGUGCAUCCAUCCGACGCAGGUUGAGAGGGUGCAGGCGAUUUUUGGACCGGAGGAGAAGGAAGUCGAGUGGGCUGUGAGGGUUGUUGUUGCGGACGAGAAGGCUGCGAGACAAGGGAGGGGAGCCUGGACGUUGGACGGGAAGAUGAUUGACGUCCCUGUUGCAGAGAAGGCGAGGGCGAUUGUGAGGAAGGCUGAGGCCUGUGGGAUUGAUGUCGAGGGUGUCAAGGGCCGGUGGAAGCAUCAGGAGCCCGAGUAGAUGUAUAUAGGGUUAUGUUAACGAUGUCUACGAUAUAAUGUUCUUUUUAUGGUAGAUACGGGUAAAGAAACUGCUUGAAGCAAUGUAGCUGGAUAUCGCAAUUAAAAUCAAUUCACUUGCAUGAUCUAAGGCUCUCUCUCUAAACUGGAUAUGCUGAGCUCGAUGAUUCAGAAGAUAGACUGGAGCAGAGAGGAAGAAGUUAUGUCGUCUUAUCAUAGAGACAGAAAAGAAAAGAAAAAAAAAGGAGGGCACAAAUAAGAUAUCAGAGAAAACUCCGCCUAAAUCCUGGGAAACUGGGCAGCAGAGUGUCGGAUAGAUGGACCAUCGAUUAAAAAGUGGUAGUAGUUGUAGUGUUGGAAUGUACACGAGUGGUCGGUCUGCGUGGUGGAAGGUGACAUCCCCUGUUUCUCUCUGUCUGUGCUGUGCAAUAUGGUCAUUCAUGUACGGGCGUGCUUGCGUCUUUCGUUAAAAACAUCUCGUUCGUUAAAAUGUAGGUAGCAUCGGCCUGGCUACUUGUUGAAAAGAAGAAAGGAAGAAAUAAAAUUGGUGCAGGUGGUCAUCAACAUGCAACUGAGCGGCUGCUUCUCAUGGUUGGUUGUCAGGCUGGUCGUCAUGGUCAUGCCUUGGUUGCAGCUCCGUCUCGCUUCAGUAGCUGAAUCUUGCCCAUCUUGAGGACGGGACCAGGCUCGGGAGAAGAUGAGGAUGCCUCUGCUGCAGUUACGCUUCCGUCCUCAUCGCCGGUGUCAUCUCUGGCAGUAGUUGCAUCGGUAGUAGUCGCGCUAGCUGCGACGGCGGCAGCAGCAGCAGCAGCAACGGCUUUGCUGAUCUCUCCAGUGGGUUGGUCGGUGCUCUGACUCUGGUUCUGAGUCUGAGACUGGAAUUUCGAAGCGGCAGAGGAAGUGGGAGAAGGGGAAUCUCGACCACUGGAGGCGGUAGCCGUAGGGUUGAUUCCGAUCACAAAGGCAACGAAACCACCACGUUCGCCGGGCACGCUGAAGUCGCGGAACACA